Spizellomyces punctatus DAOM BR117 is the source of this 731-nucleotide messenger RNA. RefSeq lists its product as uncharacterized. The record is from RefSeq and is a predicted model, not a curated record. The transcript has 3 exons. The coding region runs from base 105 to 584 and encodes 159 amino acids. NCBI's taxonomy places the organism in Eukaryota, Fungi, Chytridiomycota, Chytridiomycetes, Spizellomycetales, Spizellomycetaceae.
GUUGAAUUUUUCUUUUACAGUGCUUAGUCUACUUACCUUGGUCGACUGUCAACUCGAGUCCUUUCCUCAGUAAACCCCGCACACCCCACAAACAAUCUGCAAAUAUGGUCAACCAAAUGAACAAAGUCCGCAAAAACUUACCCAAAGAACUCCGUGUCAAGCGACAUGCAUUCAAAUCCGCCACCCACAGAAACGCACAAGCCUACGUCAAACAAGCGAAUGCUCGUUUAACUGCUGUGGUCGAAUCAACCAACGCAGCCGUAGAGGACGCUGUCGAAACAGGCAACGUCAAGGCAGAGAAAAAGUUGUUGGCGGUGGUACCUGGAAAGAUGGGAAAAAACAACUCGAUUGUUCACCCAAGGUUAUUAAAUAAGAAAAAGCUGAGAAAGUUGCGGACGGCUGAGAAAUAUGCUGCUCAACGAGCUGCGGCGAAAGGCGGGGUUGCCUCCAUGGAUGUGGAAAUGAUAGACGUUCAACCAAAGGAAGGAGCAGCUGCUCAGACAAUAGUACCAUCACAACCAGCGGGAAUGGAAGUCAUCGGAUCAGGAAAAGGGACUACACUCGGUGGACCGCCACCAUCGUAAAAGAUACCUGCAUUCCUGUUCCUGAUUUGUUUUUUCUUAUAAAACAUCUUGCUGUAGAUAAGCAUUUGCUCAUCGUAUCUAGUUUUUAAUAUUCAUAUUGAUUGUUUCUUACAUCGUCGUAACACAUCCCUUUUCUGCCUUGCACCA